Messenger RNA from Ambispora gerdemannii, 159 nucleotides. The record is from the annotation of a GenBank genome assembly. Lineage: Eukaryota; Fungi; Glomeromycota; Glomeromycetes; Archaeosporales; Ambisporaceae.
AUGGCAUUUCUCGGUAUUGGGUUACACAAUCAAAUUAACUGGAUCUCGUCUUUAAAAGGACUACGUAUCACGUUCGGCAGUGCAUCCAAUUCAUAUGCUAGUCCAACUGGUAUUGACAAUUUGCCAACAAUUGAUGCUAGUAACCUUUUCAAACACUAA